AUCUUUAUUUCGAACCAAAAGUCAUCAAAAAACCAUCCAAAACCCUUCUUCCAUGAACUUCCCUUGUUGCUGUUUCAAACAACAGAAGAAAACUUCCCUUGUUCCAGAAGUUCACAUUGAAUUCUAUGCUUCUGUUAUUAAAUUAGUUUAAGUGAGUGUUCUGUUUUUGCAUCAAACAUCAUCAUGGCGCGGCAAGAAAACUCGUCUACUUUUGAGAAGAAAAUUUUAUCAUUAAAAGCUCGAAUUCGUUAUCUAAUCCACCGUUAUGAGGCCUUAACUUUCAUUGCUGCAUUGGUUGUAAGUUACACAUUUAUGGAGAUCGCGGUGUUGGCAAUAAUGAUGGAUUAUCUCACAAAUGCACUCGAAGUGCAGAAUCAACGGAUAGCUGCUAUUGUCACAAAUCUGCAAGAUGCUUUAUCAUCUCUCUUUUUUGUUGUUGUUUCUCUAAUCUCGCAAACAUAUACUGGUUCUUUCACUAUGAUCACAUUUUGUGCUGCAGCUUCCAUCGAGGGUUUAAUGCUACUAUGGACAUCUACAUCACCUUCAGCGUUUGGUGCGGUCUUUGCAGCCAUAGUCUUCCUUGGAAUUGGAAAAAGUGGUCAAAAGCUUUCAGAAAAUUUCCUUGAGUAUCAGUUGGAAGAGAAAAUGAAAACAAAGAAACAAGGCGAAGAAGAUGGAAGCACACAAGACAGAAAUGAGAGAAGCCUCGGACAUACAAUUUUUAUUAAUAUCUGGCUGUUCGCUCCACUGGUUGUUGGAUACAUCAUAACAAUUUGUCUUGUCUUCAUCUUCUAUGAUGUAACAUUAGAGGACCUAUUCAGAUUCGCUGCACUUCUCAUGGGAGCGACUAAUCUGUUGUUCCUCAUCGGUUCUUUGGGGUAUAGCCGCCAAGAAUUACCCGUUGAAAGCGAUCUAAGCAAGAUCCAUAGAAUCUUCAGCACAGCUUUAGGAAAACUGAGUUCAAAAUAUCCAACCUCGCCGAAUUCUUAUUACUGGAAGGGUUACAAGCAGCAACAUACGUAUAGUCGUGGUGAAGGAGUGAGGUUAUUGCCACGAGUUCCACGGCUAUUCAGGUGGUUGGACAAAGCGGCCAUCAUUAAAGAAGAGGAAGAAGAAAAAGAAGAUUCAAGACAUGAUAGAGAGAGUCUUGAGACGCAAGAAAGGAAAAAGAAGAUUUGCACUGUGAAGGACGUGAGAGAUGUUAAAAGCCUUGUUCAUAUGAUCUACCUUGGCCUUACCAUUUUUCCUUAUAGUUUACUCAUGGCCUCUGGGAACACUUUCUUUGUUGCACAAGCAAGUGCGUUGACACCAGUUAUGAAUAAAAAGGGUAACGAUAUCUCUAUUCUAUUUUUGAUCAAAGCCGUGGCAACUGACAUGUCAAACUUUACUUGUUUUCUCAUCAGUCUUGCAUUUCGAAACAAGCAAAAACCAAGAGUUACCUAUGUCAUGUUCGAAAGAAAAGCUGCGACAAUCACGAGGAUUGGAUUUGGCAUUACGUGUGCUGUAAUAUGCGGCUUCAUAGCAUGGCAAGUGGAGAUUCGUAGGUUGUCGUCAAAGGUGGAUACAACAGUCGCUUUGGUUCCGCAGUUUUUGUUACUAGGAGUGACACAGGGACUUGUUGACGGGGGAUUAGAGAGAUUAUUCGAUGACCAUGUAGCGAAAUCGUUGUCGAGUUUUGAGGAUUCGUUUAGUGAGUUGGUGGUUGGUGGUGGAAAACUUCUGAUUAUACCAAGUGUGUUGAUUUUCAGUGGGUGGAUCAAGGAAACAAUCGACACUAGCCAUUUGGACAGGUACUAUCUGAUGUUGGCGAUAAUGAAUGCUGUGCUGCUUCUGGCUUUUGCAUACUACUCUGUCACAUAUGCAUACAAGGAAGUGUGUCCCGAAGAUGAGAAAGUUACCACAGAGCAAAGAUUGGAUCAUGCUCAUCAACCAGACUCAGAAAACACCUAUCAGGAAAAUACUCCCCCAUUUCCAUAACAAGUGUAGUGUUCAGGAAAAAUCUUCUGAAAAUAAGUGUUACUUUUUUUUAAUGUAAUAUUGGUUAUAUCAAGUGAAUGUUCACUUUCUUGAAAAUGUCAUCGACCAAAAACACUUUAUUCAUCUAUGCCCACAUGGGAAUCAAAAUACACAAAUGAA
This is a messenger RNA of Vigna unguiculata (cowpea), 2136 nucleotides long. Its product is annotated as protein NRT1/ PTR FAMILY 5.4-like. Gene Ontology annotation, cellular component: membrane. Lineage: Eukaryota; Viridiplantae; Streptophyta; Magnoliopsida; Fabales; Fabaceae. Gene Ontology annotation, biological process: transmembrane transport. The record is from RefSeq and is a predicted model, not a curated record. Gene Ontology annotation, molecular function: transmembrane transporter activity.